Racocetra persica is the source of this 582-nucleotide messenger RNA. Lineage: Eukaryota; Fungi; Glomeromycota; Glomeromycetes; Diversisporales; Gigasporaceae. The record is from the annotation of a GenBank genome assembly.
AUGCUUUGGAUAAGAUUCGAUAUGAAUCACUUACUAAUUCUUCAAAACUUGAUAACGGGCACAACCUUUAUAUCCAAAUCAUUCCUGAUAAAAAAAAUAACAUUCUUAUGUUACGGGAUACUGGAAUUGACAUGACCAAGGCCGAACUUGUGAAUAAUCUUGGUACUAUUGCUCGUUCAGGUACUAAGAAUCUCAUUGAAGCUUUGCAAUAUGGAGCUGACAUUUCUAUGAUUGGUCAGUUUGGUGUUGGUUUCUAUUCUGCCUACUUGGUUGCAGACCGUGUUCAAGUAAUCACAAAGCACAAUGAUGACGAACAGUAUAUUUGGGAAUUGUCAGCCAGUAAAUCAUUCACCAUCACCAGUGAUACAGAUAAUGAACUAAUUGGCCGAGGCACACUUAUUAAAUUGUUCCUCAAAGAAGAUCAAUUAUUGGAAUACCUUGAAGAACAUAAUAUUAAAGAGGUUGUAAAAAAACACUCCGAAAAUUCUGAUGAUAUUAAACAUGAAGAAUAUGCUGCAUUCUACAAGUCUCUAACUAAUGAUUGUGAGGAACAUUUGGUCGUUAAGCAUUUCUCCGUCGAAG